Messenger RNA from Amaranthus tricolor (Joseph's coat), 525 nucleotides. RefSeq lists its product as uncharacterized. NCBI's taxonomy places the organism in Eukaryota, Viridiplantae, Streptophyta, Magnoliopsida, Caryophyllales, Amaranthaceae. The record is from RefSeq and is a predicted model, not a curated record. Bases 1 to 525 code for a protein of 174 amino acids. The transcript has a single exon.
AUGCGUUCUGGCCCUCAGCUUUCUAUGUCUCAAGCCCAAGUUCUUAUUAAAACCAUUAGCAAGGCUAAUAUUGAUGAUGCUCUAAGGGAUAUUGAUGAGUCCAAGAGUUCUGGUCUUGAUCGCUUUAGCUCACACUUUUUUGUAGCAAAUUGGGAUAUUAUUAAGGAGGAUGUUUAUACGGCUAUUUUGCAUUUCUUUAAUGAUGGUGCUAUGUAUUCUCCUAUAAACAUUACUUCUAUUACUCUUGUACUGAAGAUUACUAAUGCCUCAAAGCCAAAGCAUUUUCGGCCAACCCCUUGUUGCUUUGUGCUUUACAAAAUUAUUGCUAAGAUUCUUAUGGUUAGACUCCAGACAGUGGUUGCUCAUCUUGUUGAUCCUGCUCAGUCCGGUUUUAUUCCUGGUAGACAAAGCUGUGAAAACAUUUUACUUGCUACUGAUCUUAUUCGAGGUUAUAAUUGGGCUAAUGCCAGUCCUCGUUGUAUGCUUAAAGUAGAUAUGGCAAAGGCAUAUGAUUCUGUUGAGUAG